AUGACGGAUAACUCAUUGAUUAUGAUGCAAAAGGUUCAAGAGCAAAAGCAUUUGCAGGAAUCCGUCCCUUUAUUGCCCAAGGCAGAUACAUUGCAACCUAAAGAAGGCAAUCCACUUUACUUGUAUCUGCUCACAGUUUGUUCAACUAUCGGUGGCUUUCUCUUUGGUUACGAUACGGGGGUCAUCUCUGGAGCACUCGUCUUGCUCAAAAGUCCACAAGUAUUUAAUCUCUCGGACUUUGAGAGUGAAUCGAUCGUGUCUGCUGCAAUUGGAGGCGCCAUCAUUGGCGCAGCUCUAAGUAGCUGUGGAAAUGAAAUGUUUGGUCGACGUCGUGUGAUUCUGCUAUCCUCUGCCAUGUUCACAGCUGGUUCAAUAUUGAUGGCAACAGCUCAUUCAUUUGGGGAGCUACUCACUGGACGUCUCAUUGUUGGGAUUGCAAUUGGGUUUGCUUCCAUGACCGUACCGCUGUACAUUGCUGAAGUAUCGCCACCAAAUAUCCGAGGACAACUCGUGUCGUUGAAUAACGCGUGUGUCACUGGUGGACAAUUUUUCGCUUGCGUUCUUGACGCAAUGCUUGCUGGUGUGGACAAUGGAUGGCGCUACAUGCUUGGAUUGGCAGCGCUCCCUGCUAUUUUGCAGCUCCUCAGUUUUCUCGUCCUGCCCGAGACCCCGCGCUACCUCAUGAGCAAAGGAAGAAAAGAGGAAGCUUGGGAUUCCCUUAUCAAGAUUCGAGGCACGAUGGACGUCUCAGUUGAAUUUGGUCAUGUGGAGGACGAAGUGGAACGCGAUCGCUAUGAAGACAACAACGUAUGGGACGACCUGCGAUCUCCUGCAGUCAUCCGUGCACUAAUACUUGGCUGCUUCAUGCAGGCGCUCGCCCAGCUCUGUGGAAUCAACACGGUAAUGUACUACGGCGCCACUAUAAUUCAAAUGGCCGGGUUCACGGACCCCACCACCGCCAUUUGGCUCUCGGCGCUUGUCUCCUUCAGCAACUUCAUCUUCACGUUUGUCGGGGUCUAUCUCGUGGACCGUGCGGGUCGUCGAGUUCUAACGCUCGGAAGCCUAGCCGGUGUCUUUUUCUCUCUAGUUGCUCUUGGAGGAAGCUUCUACGCAGCAGAAACCCUGUCGGUGGAGGUAACGGGCGUCGGGGAAUGCUCGGGCGUCCCAACGUGCCUCGCUUGUGUCACAAAUGCUGCAUGCGGAUACUGUUCCGAGGGUUCUCUUGACCCAGUUUUCGGAAUGACCAACCCCACGAACGCAAACUUGUGUAUGCCAGGAAACGCUGCGUCGACUAUGCAGGGGUCAUGCUCCAGCGGCAACUGGUCCUUCCAGUCAUGUCCACACGACAGCCGAGCCCCGGGCUGGACAAUCUUUGUUGUGCUUUUCGUUUACCUCGCUUUUUUUGCCAGUGGUAUGGGCUGCAUGCCCUGGACGAUCAACGCGGAGAUUUACCCUCUUCGCGUCCGAAGUUUUGCUAUAAGUUUGGCGACGUCCGUAUGCUGGGUCUCAAAUUUGCUGGUAUCAUUUACGUUCUUAUCCAUUGUCGACGAGUUAUCUGUCUACGGUGCGUUCUGGCUGUACGCAUCGAUCGCAUUGUUCGGUUUUACAUACUUAUGGAAGGAGCUACCCGAGACAAAGGGCUUGGAGCUGGAGGAGAUCCAACAGAUAUUUGAAGGUCGUGAAAAGCGGUCAAGCUCAGUGUUUUCUGCUAUCAGUACAUGCACACACCAUACACCUUGA
Molecule: messenger RNA, 1740 nt
Organism: Peronospora farinosa
Lineage: Eukaryota; Oomycota; Peronosporomycetes; Peronosporales; Peronosporaceae
Source: the annotation of a GenBank genome assembly